Salvia splendens (bonfire salvia) is the source of this 1438-nucleotide messenger RNA. Its product is annotated as gamma-glutamyl hydrolase 2. NCBI's taxonomy places the organism in Eukaryota, Viridiplantae, Streptophyta, Magnoliopsida, Lamiales, Lamiaceae. The transcript is spliced from 10 exons. Gene Ontology annotation, biological process: tetrahydrofolylpolyglutamate metabolic process. Bases 169 to 1263 code for a protein of 364 amino acids. The record is from RefSeq and is a predicted model, not a curated record. Gene Ontology annotation, cellular component: vacuole. Gene Ontology annotation, molecular function: gamma-glutamyl-peptidase activity.
UGUAAAAUUGAGUGAACUAGGGAAAAAAGUUUUGCGAUUGCUUGUUGCAGAUUUCUUACUAAAUAUCUCUUCAACGUCAAAAUCAGUUGUUUACAUAUAUUGCUCCAUCAUCUCUAUCGGCACCUCCAUCUCCUCCUCCGCCGCUAAUCGCCGCCCUCCUCUUCCAACAUGCUAUAUGUUACCUGGAUUUCUCUUCUCCUACUUCUAUCCAAUGUGCUCACCGCCUCCGUCAACGCUCACUCCACUCACGCUCUCCUCCUCCUGCCCACUCACAGCCACGCCGCCGUUUCUGGUCAACGAUGCCCCGCGCCAGACCCCAAUCUCAAUUUCCGACCGGUCAUCGGAAUCGUCAGCCACCCUGGAGACGGCUGCUCUGGCCGCCUCAGCAAUGCCACUAAUGCAUCUUACAUAGCUGCUUCUUAUGUGAAAUUCGUUGAAUCUGCUGGCGCCAGAGUCGUUCCCCUCAUCUACAAUGAACCUCCGGAGGUUCUGUACAAAAAACUCAGUUUGGUUAAUGGAGUCAUCUUCACUGGAGGGUCAUCCAAAACUGGUCUCUACUUUGAGGUUGUCACAUCGAUAUUUAAGGAUGUCCUGAGAAAGAAUGAUGCUGGAGAUCGUUUCCCUUUGCUUGCUAUCUGCUUAGGUUUUGAGCUUUUAACCAUGAUAGUGAGUAAGGACAAUAACAUCCUUGAGAGAUUUAGUGCAUCAGAUCAAGCUUCAACGCUCCAAUUUGUGGAAAACAUAGAUAUUAGUGGAACUGUGUUUCAACGAUUUCCUCCAGUUCUGCUGAAUAAGCUGAGUACGGAGUGCAUCGUGAUGCAAAAUCAUAAGUUUGGCAUAUCACCUGAAAAACUCCAGAAGACUGAGAGUCUUUCUAGCUUCUUUGAGAUCUUAACAACUACUGCAGAUAGUGAUGAUAAGGUCUAUGUUUCAACAGCCCAAGCACACAGAUAUCCAGUGACAGCUCUUCAGUGGCACCCGGAGAGAGUCAGACACAAAAUCUUUGAUUUGAAAUGCAAAUGCUUCAUUUUUAACAUCCCAAUGCAGAAAAAUGCUUUUGAGUGGGCCUCAUCAAGUAUUCCACACUCAGAAGAUGCAAUUCAAGUCACUCAAAACGUGGCCAAUUUUUUUAUAAGGGAGGCUAGAUUGUCUACGCAUAGACCGCCUUCCCAGGAAGUUCUCGACAACCUCAUCUAUAAUUACAGUCCUACAUAUUGUGGAAAGGCUGGAAAGGGGUUUGACGAGGUCUACAUUUUCAGCUAAUUCUGGUCCGAAUGUAAGCAUUGAGGCAUCCAUGAUUGCAAUUUCUUAUCACCAUUGUAAAUUUCAUUGCCUUAUAUGUAUGUCUUAUUGUUGUCUGAGAUAAAACCAACAGUCAUAAUCUAUUUCUCAAUUGCACAGAUUCAGAAUUAAGUAAAACUGCGUUUUAGCUUAUUUA